Molecule: messenger RNA, 927 nt
Organism: Puccinia triticina
Lineage: Eukaryota; Fungi; Basidiomycota; Pucciniomycetes; Pucciniales; Pucciniaceae
Exons: 6
Coding region: 1-927 (308 amino acids)
Source: RefSeq, a predicted model, not a curated record
AUGGCCAGCAGUUCGGCCUCUGCCAGCUCUGGACAAUUUCACACAGGACACGAACACCCAUCCAUCGACUACUCAAUCACAACAUUCGAAAGUGAACUUGGGAAAUUCUGCUGGGAAGUCAAAGAUCUAGAUGGUCAUUUGAUCUUCAAAUCGUUCAAAGAACUAACUCAUGAUGAAAUUGUCGAGGGAAUACAAGAUUCAUCAGGCGAAACUCUAUGGACAAUACACAGACCGAUCAGAGGAUGGUAUCUGGUCUUACGAUCCCCAAUGGAUUCGAAUCCCCAGAACUUCAUACCCCUCCAACCGAAAAAUGUGACGAAAGGCAAGAAUAAAAGAGUUGAAUUCACGUUCCGGUUGCCAACAUCAUCAUCCGAGACGACACCUGAGAAUCCGGUUGCAAAUGGACAUCUGAGGAAAGAUAGCAUCGAUUCACAAAUCAAACGCCGGAACCUAUCGGCUUCAAGCUCACCUCAGUCCCCAAAUCGGUUGAAACCUAGUCAGGACCCGCACCCACAGAGUCCAGUAACAGAUGAUUUGAUAUAUUUACAACUUACUGAAGAAAAUUCGAGAGAUCAAACGCUAUUCAAAUCAUUUACAAACUUGUUCACAAACAACAAUCAGAAGUUUCAAUGCUUUGCUAAACCGUCGCCCGCUACCAGUCAACUGUUUGACAUCAAUGAUCCAAUAGCAAAUGACGAUCGCUCGAUAUUGCUUGAUUACAAAGAUCAGAACUCAGUCUUUGGAAUCCAUAACAAUGGAAUCCUGAAGAUCCGAUUUAAAAAUUCACUGAAUUUUAAGCUGGUCGAAGGCACUGACGAAGUCAAUCAGCAAGAAUUCCAUUGCGCUUUUUGGGUAGCUGUUUGCAUUGCCUAUCUGGGAUUUCGAGCGGAUCAAGAUGCCUAUAUAGCUGCAAAUGAGGAUAAUUGA